CUGUUCAUUGGUCAGAUAUCGUACAACGCAACCAAAAAUGAUCUAGAGAGAUUUUUCACAAAGAAGGGAUUUCAGGAUUUCAAAAUACGCUGGCUUACAGACAAGAAAACGAAGACCAAUCGUGGACUCGCAUUCAUCCAAUUUGCGCAGAAGAGCGAGGUCCCGAAAGCCCUCAAGCUUGACUGCUGCCUCUUCUUCGGCCGAAGGUUGAGAAUCGAACGAACAGCUUCAGGUGGUGGCAACAAGUUGAAGAGGAAGAAUCGUAUCAAGAAGGCAAAG
This is a messenger RNA of Guillardia theta CCMP2712, 279 nucleotides long. RefSeq lists its product as hypothetical. The record is from RefSeq and is a predicted model, not a curated record. NCBI's taxonomy places the organism in Eukaryota, Cryptophyceae, Pyrenomonadales, Geminigeraceae. Gene Ontology annotation, molecular function: RNA binding. The annotation marks the transcript as partial. The transcript has a single exon.